Lasiosphaeria miniovina is the source of this 2234-nucleotide messenger RNA. RefSeq names its product nucleotide-sugar transporter-domain-containing protein. The coding region runs from base 474 to 1874 and encodes 466 amino acids. Gene Ontology annotation, biological process: pyrimidine nucleotide-sugar transmembrane transport. NCBI's taxonomy places the organism in Eukaryota, Fungi, Ascomycota, Sordariomycetes, Sordariales, Lasiosphaeriaceae. The record is from RefSeq and is a predicted model, not a curated record. Gene Ontology annotation, cellular component: Golgi membrane. Gene Ontology annotation, molecular function: UDP-galactose transmembrane transporter activity. The transcript is spliced from 5 exons.
GACACAGGCCCCAGCCAAGCCCAAUAGAAGUGCGGGUCGACUUCAGAGCCAACCACGCAGGUCGUGGGUGGAAGACCGACAGAUUAAAAGAAGCCAGAAUUGCCCAAGCAGGGGAGCUCGCGAGAUUCGUCCAUUUUGUCGACGAGACGACUUCCGACCAAUACCACCCAUCCCGCCGCUCGAGCAGCGCAGGGUGCCGACGAAACAGGGCAUUGGAAAUCCGACGCGACUGUGCUCUGCAUUCUGCCGCCAAUUUUUUUUUUCCCGCUUGUGACGUCGAGGCCGGGUACCCCUUUUCUGCCCAAACCGACGAAUUUCCCACGACCCACGUCCCAUCAGCAUCCGAUCAGGAUAACGACACGCGGCGCCAGACCUGGCCGUCUGACUACGCCGUCCGAUCGCGAAUCGACCGAAUCCCGGUGCUGCCCGCUGGCCACGAACGGCCCCUGACAAGCCGAAGCCAGCGCGCAGACAUGGCUUUCGUCAGCACCCCGCCGCCCGCGGGGGGCCCGACGUUCUUCGGUGUCCCGAUGAAGCAGGCAUCUCUGGUCACAUUGACCUUCCAGAACUCGGCGCUCAUUCUGAUUAUGCACUACUCGCGCGUCAUGGAGCCCUCGGGCGACCACCGGUACUUUGCCUCGACCGCCGUCUUCCUCAACGAGGUCAUCAAGCUUGCGAUCGCCCUCACAUUCUCGAUACUGGAGGUUUCCGCAAGUCUGGCACCGCAGACGCCCGUGACGGUGAUCUUCGAGCAAAUAUACAAUUCCGUGUUUUCGGGAGACGGCUGGAAGCUGGCGAUUCCGGCCGUGCUCUACACGCUGGAGAACACGCUGCAGUACGUGGCGCUGAGCAACUUGGAUGCUGUGCAUUUCCAGGUUCUCUACCAACUAAAGAUCCUCACGACGGCCUUCUUCAUGGUAGUCUUGCUCGGCCGAAACCUGGGGUUCAGGCGCUGGAUGUCGCUUGUGGUGCUCACCCUGGGCGUCUCGGUCGUCUCCCUCCCCUCGUCCCAGAGGGACCCGAGCAUGGACAUUCACGACUUCAGCGACCACUUCUUCCCCCGAUCCAUGCACGAGCUCGGCCAGAUUGCAGGCGGUGUGACCAAGGUGGCUGCCGAGGUGGCGAAACGAGGGCUGGGCGGUCUUGCGGGAGAGCUGAACAAGCGGUCUGCGUCAUACCAGGGCAUCAGAGAGGACCAGAAUAUAGACCCGCCCAUGAGCUACUCAAUUGGGAUGUCUGCAGUCUUGGUCUCUGCGGUGGUGUCGGGCUUGACGGGCGUAUACUUUGAGAAGGUACUGAAAGGCUCCUCGACACCUGUUUCUGUCUGGACCAGAAACAUCCAGCUCUCCUUCUACUCGUUGUUUCCAGCGUUUUUCCUUGGCGUAGUUGUCAGAGAUGGUGUCGAGAUUGCCAAGCACGGCUUCUUCGACGGGUACAGUGGGGUUGUAUGGACUGCCAUCGUCUUCCAGGCGACGGGCGGCGUGCUCUCGUCUCUGUGCAUCAAUUACGCGGACAACAUUGCAAAGAACUUUGCUACCAGCAUCAGCAUCAUCAUCAGCUCCAUAUUCAGCGUGUUUGUCUUUGGGUUUGAGAUUACAUUCCCGUUCGUCCUCGGCGCUGGUCUUGUGAUGGCAGCAAUCUAUUUUUACAACUUGCCAGACCGGAAGCGUGGCCGCCCUCCACCCAUCAAUAUCGUUAGCUACGAAAAGACGACCAUUGACAGCACGCCGAGGUAUCUCGACGAGAACAAGCUGAACCUCAAACCCAUGGACGCGGCAGGCAGGUCCAUCAGAUCCUCGUCCUCGAGACCCGUGUCGCCAUUACAACACCACCCCAGGACCCCGUCGGCAAGAGGCAAGAGAUUCGACGAGUAAGGGCCGCGCUUCGGAUCCGCAACAAAAAAUAUACAGGUGACGAAACGCUACAGCGCACGGGCACAGUGGUUAUCCAGGCAAGCUCCUGGUGCGGCUGAGAAUGCCCGGGAGCGAAUAAUCACGCUGGGGCUGCUGGCCACAACGCGCAGAUACAUGAAUGGCAGCGCGUGGGUGCAACAGUCCCUGGCAUAAACGUGAUGGUGUAGGGUUCGGGUACAAACGCCGAGCAGGCACUUGAGUGUGGGCUACAGGUGAUUGACAACAACGACUGCCCAAGUAAUUAGGCCCGGAAUUUCUGGAUUAAAUAAGAGCAGAAAUAAAUAAUACAAGCAUCGCGCCAAGCAAAUGGUAUGGUCCCCG